Daucus carota subsp. sativus is the source of this 897-nucleotide messenger RNA. Its product is annotated as UDP-glycosyltransferase 101. Gene Ontology annotation, molecular function: UDP-glycosyltransferase activity. The transcript has 2 exons. NCBI's taxonomy places the organism in Eukaryota, Viridiplantae, Streptophyta, Magnoliopsida, Apiales, Apiaceae. Bases 53 to 805 code for a protein of 250 amino acids. The record is from RefSeq and is a predicted model, not a curated record.
CUACUUGACAAUCUCUCUGAGCUGUGAAAUACAAAACUAGCUCGAACAAAUAAUGCAAACAACAGAAAUUAUAUUUGUUCCAGCUCCGGCCAUCGGACAUCUUGUGUCCAUGGUUGAGAUGGCCAAGCUCCUCAUCUCUCGACAUCGACAUCUCUCCGCAACCAUCUUAUUAGUCGCUAAUUUUCCCUACAACGUAGGCGUAGACAAUUAUGUCGACUCCUUCUCCAGAGAUCUUCUCGCUCUGAAGGAGACAGCAUUAGCACUUGAGGGCAGUGGACACCGCUUUCUGUGGUCAGUGCGUCCUCCGUGGGAAAAAUUGAAGGCAAACUACACAGCGUUGGACGAGAUUCUCCCCCCUGGAUUUCUGCAAAGAACAGCCAGCGUCGGAAAGGUUACUGGAUGGGCGCCACAAGUGACCGUCAUAUCACACCCUGCUGUUGGAGGAUUUGUGUCUCAGUCUGGUUGGAACUCCACAAUGGAGAGUCUAUGGCACGGGGUGCUUACUGCGUCAUGGCCAAUUUAUGCGGAGCAGCAACUCAAUUCUUUUGAACUGGUGCAUGAGCUAGGACUCGCGUUAGAUGUUGGAGUUGAGUACUCAAAUGAAUUUAGCAUGGUGAAUAGUGGGAUUAUUAAGGCCACAGAACUUGAGGUGGUGAUAAGGAAGUUGAUGUUGGAUGAAAAUGAGAAUAACAUAAGAAAAAGGGUUAAGGAGAUGAAGGGAUUGAGUCGGGCGGCUAUGGAGGAAAACGGGUCAUCUUACUCUUCACUAGGGAAACUUGUUGAAGAUAUUACUCGAAAGGUGUAACAUGGCUAGGCAACUGGUGUAAAUUUGCACCGUUAAUAAGAAACAAUGAUGAUUCGUAUCAUGUUAAACAGUGUUUAAAUUUUAUGGAGAAC